CGGAGUUGUGCGCAAAGCAGCGCAGCGGGCAGCUCAGCGCAGUGUUAUCUUAGUUCAGUUCAGUGUGUGUCUUAGUUGAUCGGUAGUAAUUAGUGCGGUUACUGUUCGAUUUCCUCGGAAGUCCCAUGUGUUUCGGGUGAAUUUAAAUUAUACUAUUGUUAUCAUGUCGUCUAAUAGUCAAAAGUUGCCAACGAUGGAUAGAGUUAUUAAAACGGUGCCGUUUCCACCGAGUCAUAAGUUAACAGUGGCCGAAGUGUUCGACUCGAGAUCGGGGAAGCCGCGUCCUGACGUCCUCAAACAGCACUUCAUCCUCGAGGGCCGAAUAGACGAGACAGCUGCCCUCCGCAUCGUUAACGACGGCGCCCAGCUCCUCCGCGCCGAGAAAACCAUGAUAGAUAUCGAAGCACCCGUUACAGUUUGUGGUGAUAUUCACGGCCAAUUUUACGAUCUGAUGAAAUUAUUUGAAGUAGGCGGGCCACCUGCUACCACCAAGUACCUUUUCCUAGGAGAUUAUGUAGAUCGAGGAUAUUUUAGUAUAGAGUGCGUUUUAUAUCUAUGGGCUUUGAAAUUGUGCCAUCCAAAUACAUUAUUCCUUCUGCGCGGAAAUCACGAAUGCAGGCAUUUAACGGAGUAUUUCACCUUUAAACAAGAAUGUAAAAUAAAGUAUUCAGAAAGAGUAUAUGAUGCAUGUAUGGACGCAUUUGACUGUUUGCCUCUAGCAGCUUUAAUGAACCAACAGUUCCUUUGUGUUCAUGGAGGUCUCUCUCCUGAAAUUCAUAAUCUUGAAGAUAUCAGAAAACUAGACAGGUUUAAGGAGCCGCCCGCUUUUGGACCUAUGUGUGAUCUCCUUUGGUCAGACCCGUUAGAAGAUUUUGGCAAUGAAAAAAACGCCGAACAUUUCAGUCACAAUAGCGUCAGAGGGUGCUCUUAUUUUUAUAGUUACGCAGCAUGUUGUGAUUUCCUGCAAAACAACAAUUUAUUAUCUAUAAUCAGAGCACACGAAGCACAAGAUGCAGGUUAUCGAAUGUAUAGGAAAAGUCAAACCACAGGAUUCCCUUCAUUAAUCACAAUAUUUUCAGCUCCUAACUAUUUAGACGUGUAUAAUAAUAAGGCUGCUGUCCUAAAAUAUGAAAAUAAUGUUAUGAACAUAAGACAGUUUAACUGCUCUCCCCAUCCUUAUUGGUUACCCAAUUUUAUGGAUGUUUUUACGUGGUCUCUCCCUUUUGUAGGUGAAAAAGUUACAGAAAUGUUAGUUAAUGUUCUUAAUAUUUGUUCAGACGAUGAAUUAAUGUCUGAUGGUGACGAAGGAUUAGAAGAAGAUGCUAAAGUAAUUUUAAAGACUAAGAAUGCAAAUGGCGCAGCAGCUAAUCUAAGAAAGGAAGUUAUAAGGAAUAAAAUCCGCGCAAUUGGAAAAAUGGCCCGAGUAUUCUCUGUAUUAAGAGAGGAAAGUGAAAGUGUUCUUCAACUGAAAGGUCUCACUCCGACAGGAUCCUUGCCUCUUGGAGCACUAUCAGGAGGAAAAACAUCGCUCAAAAAUGCAUUGCAAGGCUUCUCACCAACGCAUAAAAUCACAACAUUCGCAGAAGCUAAAGGUUUAGACGCAAUAAAUGAAAGAAUGCCACCACGGAAAGACGCCCCACCCACACCAUCACCGGGCGCAUCAGAAGACAAACCCCCCCCUUCUCUUGUUAGAAGCGAGCCUCAACCCACUGUUACAAAUGCACAUUCAUGAGCUCCAAACUAUCCUGUAAGUUUUUUGUCAUAUCUUGAUCUUGUUCACAAAAGAUUUCAACAAUAGAUCCAACGGAUUUAAAAUUACCAAAAGUUGAUCGAAGAUUGAUGAAUCCAUGUAACAAACAUCAUGUUUUUUCAUCAACAAAGCCUUUGUUGUUUUUUAGUUUUAACUAAUCUCGUUUUCUAGUCUUGUUCAUUUGUUAAUCUUCAUGUAUCAACUUCCUUCUAGUUUUUUCUUAUUUUUUCUCCUUCCUUUCCUUCUGAAUAUGUUUUUAUACUUUUCUCGAUAAUUUUUAAACCAGUUUUCCUUGAUUUCACAUGCCUCCGCUAUUCAAUUACUCAAUAUUUUAAUGUGUUAAGUAAGAUUGUGUCAAGCAAUCAUAAUACCUGUCAUUCUCAGGCAUUGCUUCUAAAAGGAAUCAGAAGUAUCAGUCAUCCGUCUAAAGCAAGCCUUUUCCGUACAAAUCAUGUUGUUCUAUAUUCCUAAAUUUUUAAUUAUCAGUGAGAGCUUCAUUCAUAGCGUUUGGUUCCAUAUGAAUCAAACCUCAUUCCUUCCCAACUUUUUGUUCUAAAGAGAACUGUCCAAGAAAUCGAGUGAGACUAAUUAAAGGCUUCAAUAGAGAAGAGACGUUUCUUGCUCUCAGUGUAAUUCUUCGUUUGCUAUUCUUAAAAAGAAAUCUCGCUGAUUAUCAUAAAUAUUCAUAGCACAGGAGCAUAUCUAUACGUCCUUUAUUUUCACAAUAUUUAUAAAACCUACUAAAUAGUGCCACCAAAAAGUAAAUCAGUGUGUUAAAUUACUUUAAAUUAUCAUUUUGAUAAGAAAAGUAUUUCAAAAGUAUAUUUAUUUUGUUCAAUUGUUUUUAUGCUUACUCGAUUAUUUUAACAUUUCAUUCAGUAACCUAUCAUGAUCUUUAUGUCAGUAUAAAAAAUUUGAUGAACCUGUUUCACCUCUCUCAGCUGUGAAUUGUCCAUAGUGUGGAUUAAAAUCAUUUUUAUUUUUGUCAUGCCUCAGAUGAUGCCUUGGAGUCCAGAAACGCCUUAGGUGUUGUAAAUAAAACAAUUAUUCAGCAUAAUACAUACAUAAGGAAAUUUUUAUUUCUUUUUUAUUUUCUUUAAUAUGACUGCUUUUUCAUCCAUGUUGACUUAAGUAUGUUUUGCUUUUCCUCUACCCAUUUGUCUCUCUAGUUCUAUUCUAUUUGAGAAAAUCAAUCAAAUACCUUCAAGUUUAGAAACCUUCUUGUUCAUAUAGAGUUUAUUAUUAAUCGUCAGCAGACGAUGCAGGCUAAAAUUUAGAAGAUUUAAAUGGUGCUCCAAGAGUUUCUUCUAUCCUUCUCAUAAAAUUCUCUCCUAUUUACUGCUACAUGCAAAUUCUUUUCCCGUUUCAAAAGAGUCCAGAAUUUUCAUGAUUUUUUUACAUUGAAUUUUAUUCGUUUACAAUCAGAGGCUGUGUAAUUAAUUUUUCUUGAACUCAAGUCUCUGAAAUUACUUACAAAUAAACAUUUCUGUAAACGGCGGAAGUGGAACAGGUAGUGUGCUGGAUCAGUUUCACACAGUGAACUUAGUUGGUCUCUGGCCAAUGGAAAAAGUCUUUGAGCGUGAGCAAUGAAUCUUUGAGCUGCUCUAAAAUUCAUCAAUAUACAGCCAGUUACAAAUCUCAUCUCUUUAUUUUUCUACCACAUUUUUCCUGCAUGCUUGGAGGUUUGACAAGUGUUAAGAUUGCUAGAAAAGUCUGUUAGCAAUAUGUAAUUAAUCUUCUUUGAAUUAACUGUUGUUUCAUGAGGAGAAAAAUAUUUCUUGUUAUAGAGUUAUGUUUGUUGACUACAUUUGAUUUAUUACUUUAGUAUGAUUGAUCACCUCAUUAGCAAAUUACCUGUUUGUCAUUGUUUUUUCUUUGUUUAUCCUCCCUUCUCCCCAUCACUUUUUUCUCUCUUCUUCUCUCAUUAGUGAAUCAGUUCUGUCAUCUAGAUCACCAGUGGUAUCAAUCUAAACAUCAGAAUUUAAGAAUAUUGCAUCUGAAAUUCCUGACUGUGUACGAGUGUUGACUAUGUUUGUCCUUAUGAUAAGACAGAUUGGCUCUCACAUAUCUUUUUACCGGUUAGAGGUCAGUAGGUCUACGGGAAUGUGGUCUAUUGUUUGUAGGUCUACUGCAAAAAGUCUACUGACUUUGCGUCUACAGAAAUGAGUCUACGAGUUGUAAGUCUACGUAGAAUGAAGUUGAAACACAGAAUUAAUACACGCCGAUUCAGUCUACGGAAAUUAGUCCACACAGUGUACGCCUGCAGGAAAACAUCGUCUAUAAAAAAAGGCGUCUCUGGAAUUUCCUAUUCAGGAAGACUAAAAGUAAUACUUAUUUUGGUAUGCUUGAAGAUGUGAGGAAAGAGGAUCGUCGUUAGGGUACCUACUUGCGUCAGCUACUACGUCGCUACUACCCAGCUACGUCAGCUAGGUCUACGUCAGCUACUAGCUGCUUGCAUCGUCAGAAGAGUUAUCAUCACCGGCGGCAGCGUGCCGCUUGAGAUGGUAUCCGAUGCUGCGUAAGUACAAGAGGAUAUCAUCCCUGUCUUUAUAUUCUCUGUAUCUGCUGACAAUUGAUUUGACCUGAUUGUGGUUUAUUACGUAGGAGCGAGGUAUUGCGUGCUUGACACGCCUGUGUCCAGCCAAAAUUUGGGUAAUUUGGUUGCUAGUGUCUUGUUGGUCUUUUCGCACAGCUUCAAGGAAUUUCCACAUGGAGGCAUGGUGGGAAACGAGCAUGCGUUGGAAUCGAGAAUGCCACCCCUCUGCCUCGUUAGUCGUCCUCUGGAGGUCAUUCAGCACUGAUUCGUGAGCACACCAUAAAUUCGAAGGGAAUAAGGGGGGUGUCGCACGCCGUCGCCCUCGUGCUCGUCGGCCCCUUACAUACGUAGCUUCCACGUACUCUGCGAUGGGAAGAACGCGUGGGUCCACGUGGUCAAUAAGUAAAUCGAAAACCUGUAAGAUGUCGGUUUCUGGGACAAAUGGGAGGGACAUUAGACACUGAACGUCAUUCCUAAUAGUUCGGUUGUUUGGGUUAUGGUAAUCUGCUUUCAACCCGUUUCCAAUCACCUGCCUCCAAAUGGCUUGGGAGAAAUGAAAGAGGCAAAUCUUGUGGACCGAUCCUGGGAAUUCUGCUCUGGCUGCCUGAAUGACUGCAGCCUCCAUAUCUGUCAUUAUGAAUUGUGGUAAUAGUUGGAGGGGAGGAUUUAGUUGCAACGUGAGAGACUUUACUUCAGCAAAAAUUCGUCUGUAGGUCUCUUCAGUCUUGCGCAUGGUCAAACAGUAUACCAGUGGGUACAGCUUGCCCAUGACCUCGCCGUGAAGGGUGUACAACUGAUAGAAAACAUCCGGGACAGUCUUAAAAGUACCAUCACUCACUAGGAUACGACUGCGCGCCAGGUCCUUCAGCCCUGCGUUUGUCGUGAAGAUCAAUAUUCGAUCAGGAUCGUCUUGCCCUGAAUCAAAUCGGAGGAACGGCUCGCCAGAUAGAGUUUCAUUAUAUGGGGGUAAAAUCACGAGGCUUGCAAGAGACUGAGGGAUGGGUGGACGUCCUGCAUUCUGAUAACGAUUCACAUUCCGGAGCAUAGCUUGUCUCUCCGGUAACGCAGCUAAAACUUCCGAGUCGACGUUCACCAAAUGAUCUUGCAGGACCGCCACAGGGGGAACAUUUGGCCGUUCUCUAGCAUCUUCCCGAACGUUUGACAUAAUCCUUUGACGAGCACUUUCUGUGACGUCGGGCUCAUGAGUAUGCCGUCGCGCGUUUUUCAGUACUUCAAUUCCGCCAUGUAGAUCCGCAUUAGUAACAAUUGUCGAAUUGCAUAUAUUUCUCUUUUCACACCGCCAAUAUAUCUUCCUACUGUUUUUACUUACUCUCCUUUUCGUGUACAGGUAAUGCUGGUGAACUAAUUUCUGUUUCCGUUUGGCAGUGGGGAUUAGAAACGUCUCCAUUGUUUCCUCUUUACAGUAAUUUCUUCAAAUUUCGUUAAUAAACUUUGACAAUUUAAUACCCCCCUUAUUAUAAAGAACCGUCUCCAUUUCCAUCUUGAUGCUACUUUCUGCAAAUUUUGUUCACAAACAUAGAUAAUUUAAUAUUCCUCCCCUGAUUACAAAAAUAAUUUGGUCAAAGAAAUUUUCUUCCCUUAUAACCUCUUCUAAGAGCAAGUUCUUUUCACGAGUGAAAUGAAAAAAGCUCCAAAUGUAGGUACAUGUUUGAUGGUUGCCAUGGAAGCGUGUUAACCAAAGACGACCUAUAGACGUUAAUGUAUUGUAGACUUUAGUAAAAGGAGACUUUCUGACGUAGACCUACUGACCUGAAACCCUUUUUACCACAAUGGUAACAGUAAAGAUCUUUGUGACAUCUCACGAGGGGAGGUCACAGAGAUUUGGAUCAGAGUGUGGCCGAAAGUUUUUUUGCUCAAAAUUAUUAGUCCCCCAUUUUCCUCUCUUCGCGAAUGAGCCGUGAAUGUCCAAAAUAAAUUUUGUAAAAAAUGUGGGAAAAAGAGCUGCCUGCUGAAAUAGUUAAGUGACGCAUGUGUAACACCAGCAUAGCCAUAAUUUAAUAGUUAGGAGCAAGGUAUUGUAACUGACAGGUUACGGUUUCGAUCCACAGCGUCUCACUACAUUUUUUAUUCCUAUCAUGGUUAUUUUACUUCGCUGGUUGCUUCCUCUGUCUAACUGCUCACAUAAUUAUCUUUUUCAGUAUUUUUAUACAUUAGAAACCAUGAUUAUUUAUUAAAUUUUAUUAUUUCACGAGUAUACAAUUUUUACAAAUAAAAAUCAUAUGAAGUAGUAUAUGCUCAAUUACAGCCGAUGAAGAGACAAACGGUAAAAGAAAACACUGUGAGCAAAUUGAAGAAAGUAUGAAGAAAUCAAAGCAGAACACUUGGAUCGCAUUUAGUAAAAAGGAACUAGCAUGAUUACUGUGUUUUCAAAAUCGUACAACUACUUUUUACCCUUUAAAAGAUCUAAAUUUAUGCACAGUAUUAAAAUUUACACAAUUAUUUCCCACUGAUUUUAACAUUUUUUUGGUGGGAUGCAAAAACUAUUUGCUAUUUUGGGAAAUAUUUUAGAUAAUUAUGAAGAAGCAAUAUUUUAACAACACUGCAAGUGCGCUGGUUCCUUUUUGCUAAUUGCAAUCUAAUUGGGGAAGGAUUAAAAGUAAUGGUGGGACACCAUUACUACCAUCAUCAAUCCUGGAGCCUGCUGGCUAGCACGCAAUAACUUCAACUGCUGAACCAUUUCAAGGCUAAAGACUCCCAAGAGUCACUAUGCCACUUCAGUAAACAACCCUUUUUCCCAGACUUUUGACAAUAUUUGCAGGAACUUCUGAGGCCCAUUUCCGAAAACGGCAAAAUAGGAGUCUAAUAAUUUUGUAUAAAGCAAAUUUUGGCUAUACUUUGAUGAAAAUCUAGAUGGAACACAAUCUGAUCUCCCCCUGUUAGUUGUGUCAAAUGAGAACUUGCACCAUUGCUGAACUAAAGGCUUUCUUAGGGGUGCGGCUAAUUUUGAUCAUGUUGGAAAAUCGACUCUCCUAGGGUGGAUAUCGAGGUUAAUACAUAAAAAUGAAAAAUUAAUCAAAAUGUGAGCCGAUCUCGAGCACUUUCAGGUAGGGCUCAAAUCAAUCAAAAUUUUAGAAAAAAUUACUUCGGUUUAAUUAUAGAAAAAUCGCAUCAAUCAGUAAGUAAUGUGCUGGUUAGCCAUAAACGACUAUCCCAAUGGAAAAAAAACUUCACCACCUCUUAAGAAGUCAUUAUGGACCUGUAAACCAGAAAAUUAAACAUUUCAUCAAUAGGUGAGAUUGGCAGGAUUCUAGUGCUGCCUGUUUUCAGCGCUGUGGAUGAUAGCAUUUUUAUGGAUGGAACUGAAGGCCACCUUUGAAGGGUCGAUUUUCCAACAUUACGAAAACAAGUUGCAUCACAUGCUCCCUUCACCAUUCUUUAAUGUUUUCAUAUAUCCAUGAAGGAAAAAGAAACCGCUAUGAAUCCUCGGUUUUUUUUAAUCCCUUGAAACGUCCUUUUGUUCAUUGGAAACCUGUAAAGAAAGGAUUUUUAAAUAAUAAUCGUUUACAAGUAAUUAAAGCAGCAGUUUUAUUUCCGCAUCAGUCAAAGUACUUUGGCUAUUGGAAGUACUCUGAGUGCUUAAAAACAAAGGAAGGUUUUAUAAGCUAAGCCUACACAAGGCAAUAUUUUUCCUAGUUUGUAAAGGUUGAUUACAAAACCACAUUCAUUUGUCUUUUUUGUGAAAUCAAGGAGAAGGUACAAGGUACAGAAUUUUUCUAAAGGAUGUAAGUAGGUAGUGAUUUUUUUUUACAAAACUUGAUUCCAAUCACUGUGGGGCGGGUAGUCUAAACGGAGGCUAACUAUUGUGUUCAGAUGAAGUUUCUUUAAACAAAGUAUCAUAUUUUAUAUUUGCACAUUAGCAGUAUUCAUUCGCCGUUUUGCAGGUACACUUUGUCAAACGCUCAAAUCCUUGAGAACCAUCUAAAAUUUAGGCUUAGCAGAUCCAUGAAGGUAGUGCAUCAUUUGAAAAAAAAUUCCUCAAAAUUUUUCUUUCUAGAGCAAGGUUUAUUCGCUUCCUUUCUAAUUCUCUGAGUUUUCCAUGAAUUUUCCUUGAGUUGAGAAGUAAAUCUAACGAUGAAAUUUCCACUUCACCAGGCAGAAGACAUUUCGGACAUUUGUUCCCUCGUGCUAAUUCCAGAUUCCCUUAAAUUCCUAAGUUUUCUGGGUGUGUAUAAAACCUGCUCUAGAGAUUCUGGAUGGUAUAUUGUCUGUUAAAAGUAAGGAUCUGUUUUUACGUUGGUCAAAGCAGACUAGUUCAUUUUUCGCUCCAGUUAGUAUUUGUAUAUCUCCAUUGUUCAUCAUCUUACCUAGCUUCAGUUUCUGGGCAGUAAAUAUUAGGAAAAAAUUUAUUGAUCCCAUUUUUUUGGAUGAUUGAUCAGCCUCAUCAAAGCAAUAGCAUGGAGUCUCUCGUUCUUUGUAUAAUGUCUUAUGUUACUGUGAAUUUUCCCUUUUUAAUCAGAGUUUUUGUCUCUCUCUCUCUCCCUCCCUCUGUAGCUUUUUUGAUAAAGUAAUCUUGUUUCUUUUGUGGGUAUUCCACUCUCACCAAAAUACCUAUUGUACUACUCUCUACAUUUCUUUGAAAAAGAUAAUAACAUAACUUUUACAAAAUUGCAAUCCCUGGCACAAAAGAGACCUUCUAUCAUCCUUGUAAAACUAAUUUUCAAGCACCUGCCACACGCAAGAUGUGCUGAGAGAAAGUUGCGCAUGUCAGUGCUAAUUUUUAAAAAUAUCUCUAGUUAUCUCUUGUUUGAUUUUAGGAAAACCAACACUGAACGAUUUUUUGUGAUAAUUCCUAAUUCUAGUGAAUUUAAUUCAGGUAUUCUUUUAUCACAAAAAUGUCAGAUAUUAAAAAAGAAAAAGGGAAAAGAACCAAAAAAUUAAAAAUAGGAAUUGAUUUUCUGUGAAAAAAUAUAAGGUCUUGGCACAUCCAGAAAUAUUUGAAUCAUAUUGAGCGAUGUUUAAAUUAAGUUAUCAUGUGAACUUCUAUGAAAUAAAUGUGGCUUGUUCUAAGAUUGAAGAAGGUAAAUCAGAUACCUAAGCAGAAAAUCAGAUCAUGUAGACUGCUUUCGUGAAAAAAGGCAGUGAAUUUAAGUUAUAAUCGUGAAGAUGAGAGAAAUUCAACUUCACAGGAAUCAUGAAAGUAACACAAAUGAAACUCAAAAAAAAUCUCAAUUUCUAUGCAUCUUGAAGAUUUCUUGUGUAGUACUCUUAAUCUUCAGAAGCUCUCCCUUUCUUGAGCUGUCUUUUAUUUCAUCUUUGAAUGACCUCAGCAAAACUUAUGAUCUGCAAGUUGCACCCUGAUGUUGAGCAGAAUCUCAGUGUGGAACAACUGAGCAAGUAAAACUUUCUGCUCGAAAAGACAUGGUGAGCAGUUGGUGACAACAGUCCUCACCGAGUCAUAGAUUGACUGUAAGCGGACUUGAUGACUUGAUUGACUUGGUCCAUACAGCAAUUCUCUUCAGAGGACUUCGUCCAUAAAUUAAAGGUGACGUCAUCGACUGCCUAAACGUUCAAGAUAAUGCCCAGUUGUCCCCAGUGUGUUGCCCUUAUGGCUAUUUAAGUCUGGGCAUGGCAUGGAAAUUAAAAACGCUUUGAAAACAUUAUAGUAAAUGUCAAUUUAGGGUUAGACUCAAAUGCCAAAAUUAUUUAAUUUAAUGUUGUUGAAUAUUUAUCGUUUAUUUUUUAAUUGAUAAAUGAUUAAAGCAGUCAUUAAAACAGAUGAGUUGUUACAGUUGAACAUAACCAUUCACCAGCACUACUCUGCCUCUCCAACAUCAAAAUUAUUUCUAAGUUCUACUACCAUGAAUGUCAUAAUAUUCAAUUUACAAAAUUUUCAGAAUUGAAAGGGCAGAUACACCUGCAAGCAAGACGCGCUUCUUGAGUGGCGAGAAGGCCUCUGACUGUGUUCGGCAAUCCUUGUAGCCAAUCAGGUUGCAACUCGCUGCCUGUAACUCCUGUAGCGAAUCAGGUUGCAACUCGCUGUCUGUAACUCCCUCGAAGUAGGAUCGGAUCCUACUUUUCGAGUCAAGACGCGCUGAGGUGUAUCUGGCCCUUUAAAUCUAGCAUACCUAUGUGUGAAAAUUGAGGACUACCUCGAAUACUUGCUGCAAAUUCUCUCGAGGUUUGAAUGGAAUCUAGUUUAUUUCUCAUCAUUGGUCUGUAUGAGGAACGUUAGAAACUUAUUGUUCAUAUCCUUGCCAUGAUAACAUUUUGAUUUAGCUAGUCACAAUUCUUGAAUAAAAUCAAGAACUAAAGGAUGGGAUAUUAUUCAGACUUGUUUCCAUAAAAUGUGCAAUAAACUAGAUGAAUUCCAACUUGGAUGUGGGUGGGAUCUCACUCAGGUCCUCCUUGGCAACAUUAGAUAAAAAUAGAUCAAAUUUUGGUUAAGUGCAUCCAAAAUAUCUUGGUUUUUCGUUUUUAAACUAUGAAUUUAAAUCAACUGAAAUUUAAGCUUGCUGUACAUCUACUUGCAUUGAUUGUUUUAUACUUCCUGUACAUAUGUAAAAAUAAAAUUCAUAUCUUAUUUAACUUCUUAUUUUUCCACUCUAAAAACUUUAUAUUCUAAUAAUCUAAUCUGUGAAGUUCUAAUAAAGUGUGUAAACGUCUUCAAAGAAAAUCUCUUGUCUCCUCAUGUAAAUUUUUCCUUUUUUAUUUUCCAUCAUGUAUGCAUAUACUUUCACUCAUACAUAAUUUUCUCUAAUAUGAUUUUCUAUCUCGGAACUUCAUUUUCUCUAGUUCAGUAAUGAUUCUACAAGGUUUUAUUAAAACUUACAUAUGGGUGUUUCAUUUCUCCUUUCUUUCUGGUAGCAGAUUUGCAUUUCAACUUUUUCCCUCAAAUUUCCAUGCUUCCAUACUAUUAUUCGCACAUAAUCCCUCUCUAACAAUGAUUAUCAUUCUCUGAACUUCAUUUUCUCCAGUUAAGUAAUAAUUCUGCAAGAUUUUAUCAAAGCUUUGAUAUGGAUGUUGUAUUUACCUCCUCUCUGAUAGCAGAUUCGCAUUUCAACUUUAUUCCCCUCGAACAUAACCUCUUCAAAACCAUAUCUACUUGGCUGUUGAAUUUUUAAUGCCUCAUAAUUGUUUAAAGACGUUUAAUGAUUGCCAAAGACUCUCACAGAGGGCCGAUAAAAUAGUGCCUGAGCUGUAAAAGCCCCGAUGGGCAAAACCUAGAUAGAUGUCAAAAUGUAGAAAAAGUUUUUUCCUCCUCUCUUUUCCUCUUUUAAUCAAAUUGUUAUUUUAUUUAUGAAAAUGAGGCCUACUUGUACUCCCAGACUCAGCUUUGCUUUUUCUUUCAUCAAGCAUUACAUUUGCUCCUUUCCUGAAAUUUCUGCCUCAAAUUUUUCUAAAAGUAAUGUAUUCAUUCUUGCUGCUCGACUUGUACUUCAGCAAUUGAAUUGAUCAUACAACUGAUUUUUUUAAUCUAUAUUUUAACGGCAUAUUUCAUCAACAUAUAAAUCCAUUGUUCCAGUAAUGCUUGCCAUACCCUUUUCCCAUUAUCAUCCAUGUCUGCAUCGUGGAUCUAUGAUGUAAGUCUAAAAAAAUCUAAAAGUUAAUUUGUGUCUUUUUUUUCUUUUCUUUAUUUUCAUUUUUGUAUCCAGACUGUUAUGUAAUGAAACUUGAAAGCGUUUGACCCAAAAAUUUGUUUUCCUCCCCUCAUGCUCCUUUUUUUUUUUGCUCAAUCUUGGUCUCAUGAGAGCGAAACUUUACAGUUUUCUUGCGCCAUUGAUGAAUUGUCUUUCUCAUUCUUUUUCAUUGUAAUAUUUCUUUAAUAAGGAGAAGACCCAAUUACGCUGCCUUCAAUUUUUUUAUUUUGGUAUAAAUCGAUACCAUGAAAAUCUAAGAACCACUUUUUAUGAACCACCAUUUUCUUGUAUUGACAAAUGGGCCCUCGACCGUCCUAAAAAUCAAUGGGAAACAAGCCCGAGAGAGUUCAAGUGCGACUCAGAAAGGUGAUGAUGUGUGCUGUAGCACUGGUGUUGGUUAUUGAUUGCCAUUAACAGUUCAUUCUCCCUUGAUUCAGAAUAGUAAAGUGGUCAGCAGCAAUAUCACUAUUUCAGCUUGCCAGUGAAUGAAAUUUUGAUUUCACAUUGUCGAUCAUAGUUCAUAAUUCCUUUUUCCCACUCUGGACAUUAUAUCGACUAAAACUUUUUUCCUUACUGGUUCCUUUUCUGUCUUACUGUUGUUUUUUAUUUCUUAACUAUUUGUACUCCUCCCUCCCCCUUUCCCACCAUCCAGCACAUUUGCUGAUGUGAUUGACGAAUUUAAGUGCUUACUCUGCCUUUCAUUAGUGAUAGUGAAACACAUUACAAGACCCACAUUACAAGAAGAUAAUCUUGAUGUGACAAGAUAUGAAAAUGCAUGUCUCUUGGAGUGUAAAUGCAAAAUUUAAAUUUUUCAGUCAUAGAUAUGAUUCAAAUUUUUUUCAUUGUCUCAGAAAUCUGAUUUUUCGCUUUGUUUUUCUGAACCUAUCUUUACUAUAGAUCAAGACCAGGUAUAAGGAUGCAUAUGCAAGUGUGGUAAGAGGUGGGAAAAAGAGGAGCAGGAGUGCAUAAUCAAGAAACAGAAGCAACAAAGAAAUAUGUACAAACAAGAAAAUAUAAGGAAAAAGUUGUUAGUUGUGGUGAAGCCAAGAGAGAGGGAGGAAUUAGGAAGAAUAGCCUAAAAUUUAUUAUGAGCUGAGCAAAUUCAAAUCUUCGCCCAAUUGCCAACUUUGACAAUGUUGUGGCCGCUAAUCACUUAGUCACUCUGAGUGAUGCGAGAGUGAGCUGUAAUUAACUCAAUAGUUGCGGCUGGUUGUUAUCACUUCAAUUUGUGCUUCGGCCUUUUUACGCAAGUUUCCUUUGAUUUUUUAUGGCAUGUUGAGGGCCCAUUUGUUGAAAUUUUAUUACUCUUGGUUGCUUGAUUUUCAUGAGCAAUUAGCUGGUAUCAAAAUAAUCCGAAUCGGAGGUGGUGUGACAUGAUCCUCCUCUUUUAAGUGAACAGGUAUUACACUCACAUAAGGUCAUAAGUCUAAAUAUCUACUGAAGUAUUUUAGGGUUAUUUGAGAAACUUGUUUUGUUGCCUUUCUGUACUGUAAUGAUCACUUCAAUUCAUGAUUUAAUAGGUUGAAGAGAAAAACCAAUUGUAAAUAUAUUCAUGACAAAUGUUUGUAUGACUAUGUAUGCCUGUAAACAGGUUUUGUUCAAUCAAAAUUUUCUUCUAGCGGCUGUCAAUCUGUCUUUUUUCUCUUCUUUUUUUCUUUUAUACUUCUCAUGCACUAAAUUUUUAAGCUUUUACAGUGGAAGGAAAGAGGAAUUGAUAUCCUCUUGCUUUUCCUUCACUGUCACUGCGGGAGGUUUGUGAAAGCACUAAAGACCCUUGAAUACCUGAGACUAUUUUUUAAAGGAAGAAAGUUACUUGGUACCUUAGUGUUAGUAACGCAAAGCAAUAAAAUAUUCCAUUCAUCAGGAA
Messenger RNA from Bemisia tabaci, 13751 nucleotides. Lineage: Eukaryota; Metazoa; Arthropoda; Insecta; Hemiptera; Aleyrodidae. The record is from RefSeq and is a predicted model, not a curated record.